This is a messenger RNA of Trichomonas vaginalis G3, 1569 nucleotides long. RefSeq lists its product as uncharacterized. NCBI's taxonomy places the organism in Eukaryota, Parabasalia, Trichomonadida, Trichomonadidae. The transcript has a single exon. The record is from RefSeq and is a predicted model, not a curated record. Bases 1 to 1569 code for a protein of 522 amino acids.
AUGUCUAAAAUGAUUCGAAAGAUGCAGGCGAAAAAGCCUGUACAGAUGACCUUUCCCACUCUUCCAAACGAACUUGUGAAGUAUGUGUGGUUUGAUCCAUCUGAAUCUGAAGAUGAUAAUGUUACUUUCCGCAAGAUGAAGAAUUCAUAUGAUGAAAUGAUGAAAAUUGCAACCGAGUAUGCUAAGAAAAGCUUUGAUGAAAUGAUGCUUAGUAGAGAAUAUGAAAAAGAAAGACCUCUCGAUUUUCACUUGUAUUCCGAACUUGAGAAGUUCACAAUCUUGAAGAAAGAGAAAUAUUUCUUCAAAUACCAUCACUUUUGUGGCACAUUUUAUGCCAAAGCAUCAUCAUUUGCUAAUCAAAUUGCUAACUUCUUAGUUCAUGCAAUUGCAUUUCAAGUUCCAACAUCAGUUGACAUACCAGGAUUUAAGAAUUAUGUUACCAAGCAAUUUGAUUCCAACACAGAUGCUAAAACCGAUCUUUUCCGCUACAAGUCACUGAACGCUAAAUGUCAACCUAUAUUUUCUAAAUCACUUCCAAAACCACCAUCACAUGGGGAUGUUCAGUCAUCUCUUGAUGAAUCUGCUGUUUAUGUUAAUUAUUCCAUUCAUUUCUGCCCACAAACAGUAUUUGAUGACAUCUUGUACAAAUAUUUCAAAGCAAACAACAAGAUCGAACCUAUUCAAGAACUUGCAACUACCGUUGGCGAUCAAUGGCAAAAAUGUAUCGAAAAUGCAACACAAACAACAAUCCAAACUCCGCAACCAUCGAACCAACCUACUAAGCGCUCCGAGAAGCUCCUAAAUAUCAAAGAAAUUGAUGAUACAAAGAAUUUCAUAUCUCCAUCAGAAAAUCGGAAGGCAUUAGUACCAAUUGACCUUACACAGCUUAAACGAUUCAUCGAUUCUACAGUCUCUACAUUCAAAACGAGCGAUGCAACUCGCACCGUCAUUGUUUGUGCUAUUUAUCGAAUUUUCUUUGAUAUUCUUUACAUGAAAUAUUCACAUUUACUUGAUGACCAGUUCAUUUCUAAUCUCUUCUUCCGUAACUGCAACACAUUUCGUACUAUGACACCUAAUGAACUUGAAAUUACCGAAGGAAUCUUCACCGACCAACAAAAGAACCAACCAUUCGUCAGUAUCGACAAGACUGUUGAUAAUUUCCACAGCGCGGUCGACUGCAUCAUGAGUGUUCAGUUCUGUGUCAAUCCAUUAGAUCUUGUGAACUCUCUUUUCCAGUCGAUGCAGAAGUUCAACAUCAUCAUGAAGCGAAACUCACUCGAACCUAAGUUUGGCCAGUUGAUUUCAGUCAUUGACGAAGAAACUAUUGCUAAACUUCAACUUCCUACAUCAUUUGAUGAUUUCUUCUCAAUCUUCUACGCAGCAAUCACUAUUGAACCUCCAUCUAAUCCUAUGGCCAUCAAGGACUUCCUUGUUGCAUUCUCACAACUUAAGAUGGAUCCACCAAUGGCAUACGCUGCAUCUUUGUUCAGUGCUGGUGUUUCACACUUAAUGUCUACAAAGAAAAUGACAUUCAAACCUCAACCUAAAGACUCAGGAAACCCUAUAUAA